AUGAGCCUAAAGUUUCCUGACAUGAUAAGAGCUCUUGUGUCCUUUUGCGAGAAAAUUCAAGACAAUAUACUUUACAUGGAUGUAUGUGCUCUUUUACAUAAUUCACAACUAUCAUCAUUCUUGGAGCAAGUGUACCGCUACCCAGAGGACGUUUCCCCUUUGUGUUCUAAUACUACAGAUCUACAUAUAUGUAGCCGGCCGGUAGCUUACGGUUUCACUAGUGCUCACAAAGCAAUUAUAUUUGCUCCGCGCGCCACCGUGUCCUCCUAUGACAGCACAGGCUCGCAGCAGGGAGCAGACGUGGCCCCAUGCUGCGCCACCCCGACGCUGGUCGCCGCCUUGGCAGCAUCCUUCGCCUGCUGCUUCCUCUCCGUCCUUGUCUUUCUCUGCCUGCGCUUCAUCCACCUUCGCCGCACGUGGACGCCGCGCCACAGCGCGCAGCCCCUGCAAGGUGAGGGACAGGCCCAGCAGCAGCCCAAGCUCGGCCUCGACGCCGCCACCAUCGCGCUCAUCCCGUCCUUCCCUUACCUGCGGGAGAGCUCGGACUGGGCGCCGGCCGAGUGCGCCGUGUGCCUCGGCGCCCUCGACGAAGGGGAGACGGUGAGGCAGCUCCCGGCCUGCAAACAUCCUGCCCUGCUGCUCUGUUUAUUUGGUCCACUAACAAGCCUCAAGUACCCGCCGUCGGCGGGCGCUAUUGCGCACCGCCUUGUCGCCCCCUUCCCCACCGUCGUUGCUAGCCACCACCCCGGACAUACCUCUAAGCCCGGCACCAUCCAUGAAAACCUCCGGUGA
Triticum turgidum subsp. durum (durum wheat) is the source of this 792-nucleotide messenger RNA. Lineage: Eukaryota; Viridiplantae; Streptophyta; Magnoliopsida; Poales; Poaceae. The record is from the annotation of a GenBank genome assembly.